Molecule: messenger RNA, 1043 nt
Organism: Phycodurus eques (leafy seadragon)
Lineage: Eukaryota; Metazoa; Chordata; Actinopteri; Syngnathiformes; Syngnathidae
Exons: 9
Coding region: 111-1043 (310 amino acids)
Source: RefSeq, a predicted model, not a curated record
ACUCUUGUUUCAGGAAAUGCAGUUGAUGGAUGGCCACUUCACGCACACGUUUCUUCGGGCAUUCAGUCAAAUAAGUCGGUUUUAUCAAUUAUAAGCAGACAAAAGUGGGGAUGAUAUUACCAAAGGCAGUCAGAUUCAUCAUUCUACCCCUUCUGGCUGUGUAUUUCUUUUUGGAGAAUACGGGCUACACUCAGCCGACAGAAUUGGUUUUACAAGAUGUGACACAUAGAAAACUAUCCCAUAAUCAUGUCAGAGAGAAAAGAAAUGCUAUAGGACGUUGUUGUGCAACAAAUUGGUCUCCAAUAUCAGUGGACAUUGUCCUCUCAUUGGACACUCUAACAGUGGACAUUGAGCCAACAGAGUUCAUUAAUCUACUGAGGGAUGUUGUGGAAAAUUUCAUUUUACCGUUCAACCUAACAGAUGAUUUAAUGCUGGCAUGCUUACAUUUUACCACAGCCUGCUAUCCUGACUCUACUGGAGGACAUCAAUGUCAUUGUGAGGAGCCGUUCUUAUGGUCAAGGGACAUUUGUAACACUUAUGGUGCAUGCAGCAAUACCAACACACAAACCUGCAACUGCAUUAACGGAAUUCCAUCUGGACAGUUCUGUGAACCAAAUAUCGACACAUGUGAAUCACCACAACCAGCACAACUAAAAGAAGUGGACGUUGUCCUCACGGUGGACACUCCAGCCGACACUGAGCCAUCAGACAUCAUUAAUCUACUGAGGGAUGCUGUGGAUAACGUCUCUUUGCCAUUUGAGAUAGCAGAUAAUUUAAGACUGACAAACUGGAAUUUGACCACAGGCUGCUAUCUGAAGUCUACCAGAGGACAUGAGUGUCAUUGUGAAGAUUCCUUUGCUUGGUCAUGUGACAUCUGUGACACCUAUGGUGCAUGCAGCAAUGCUAGUACAUUCACCUGUGACUGCAUUAAUGGCAUCCCUCCGUUUGGACAGUUCUGUAAACCAAUCUCAAGGAGGAAUCUUACCGAAGUGCCAGAGCCAGCUCAUCUGGCUCCUCACAAUGCGGAGAAUCAGUGGCUCUGA